Suillus bovinus is the source of this 942-nucleotide messenger RNA. RefSeq lists its product as uncharacterized. The transcript has 6 exons. The record is from RefSeq and is a predicted model, not a curated record. Lineage: Eukaryota; Fungi; Basidiomycota; Agaricomycetes; Boletales; Suillaceae. The coding region runs from base 159 to 788 and encodes 209 amino acids. Gene Ontology annotation, cellular component: membrane; cytoplasm.
CUGGAACACAAUUUGAUUUGCGUCACAGUUUCCGCUGUCGUUCGUAAGUGCGAAAAUGAGUGGAGAGAACACCAUCGCCGGCCUCACUUAGAGCUUGUCUCAUAACCACUACCAUUCAAGUUUUCUUUUAUCCCUGCCGCACUCCCUCAUUGUCUUGUAUGGCCACUCUCACUAUCGCCCGCGCCUAUCAGUAUGCAUACCAUACUUACCCGAAUUAUACUCUCGCUGUCACUGGCGGAACCUUGAAUGCUCUUGGUGAUAUCGUUGCCCAGAUUUCGCAGAAUAUCCUUGUUAAAGAUCAUGAGCCCAGACCCGGUUGGGAUCCAGCACGUACACUGCGUUUCUUUUGUCUUGGAAGCGGCAUGAGUCCUCUACUCGGCAGGUGGAAUUUGUUCUUGGAGAGACGAUUUCCUCUUCGAGCAUGGAGAAUUCAGCCCAUCAGUUUCAGAGCUCUUUCAAAACGGGUGGCUGCCGACCAACUAAUAAUGGCACCGAUUGGGCUCGUGUUGUUUAUAGGCUCCAUGGGUGUGAUGGAAUGUCGAAGUCCCAGGCAAAUACACCAAAAAUAUACUGACAUGUUUACUCCCGCUCUUCUAACCAACUGGAAGGUUUGGCCUAUAGCGCAAAUGAUUAAUUUCCGAUACAUGCCACUGCCAUAUAGAAUACCUUUCCAGUCCACCUGUGGUGUCUUCUGGACGUUAUACUUGUCCACAUUGAAUGCCAAGCCACCACACAGGGUAGACGAAAGGCAAGAUAGAGAAGCAGCACUGCAAGCAACAGUGUGUUAGACGACUCCAAAACUGGUUAUCGGUAAAUCCUGGGUAAUAUCACGUUCACAUUGUACAUAGAUCUCAUCAUCAUUUUCAUAUCUGACCUAAUGUUGUCUUUACCUGCUCCUUGUUAUAUUUCUGAGAUGUAGUCGCACACGUUCCAAUGCUAUUC